UUUCUCAAUAUGGAAGCAGGAUAACCAGGAAAGGUGAGGCACGUCUGGAACUAGAACGCGGGUCUAAGCCAAGAGGGGUGGGCGGAGUAAUCAAGCCGGUCUCAUUCGGCACUUUAACCAUCGCCCUUUUAAGGGGGAGCCGAGGGACACCAGCGGGUACCGGUACCAGUCCUGCCUCCCUAACCCGUCCCAGUGGGACGGCGUCGUGGUCUGUGCGGUGUCUUCCAAACCACUACCUGGCUGCCCGCGUACCAGCUGCUGGGAAAGACUACUUCCUCCGAGUUGUGCCGGCCUCCGCGUUCUUCUCCCGUCCCCUCUCGCCGGGCCUCCGCCCCCUCGCGGAGAAGCCUUGCCGCUUUAAGAGCCGGGCUAGCGAUUGACAAGCAAUAAACGGUGAGCGCCCGGCUGCGCUGGAGCUGCGCGGAGCUAGGGGCUCCCCGGGGCGCAGGAGAGACGUUUCAGAGUCCUUGCCUCCUUCACCAUGCCGGUUGCCGCCACCAACUCUGAGUCUGCCAUGCAGCAAGUCCUGGACAACUUGGGAUCCCUCCCGAAUGCCACGGGGGCUGCAGAGCUGGACCUGAUCUUCCUUCGAGGCAUUAUGGAAAGUCCCAUAGUAAGAUCCCUGGCCAAGGCCCAUGAGAGGCUGGAGGAGACGAAGCUGGAGGCUGUGAGAGACAACAACCUGGAGCUGGUGCAGGAGAUCCUGCGGGACCUGGCACAGCUGGCUGAGCAGAGCAGCACUGCUGCCGAGCUGGCCCACAUCCUCCAGGAGCCCCACUUCCAGUCCCUCCUGGAGACGCAUGACUCUGUGGCCUCAAAGACCUAUGAGACACCACCCCCCAGCCCUGGCCUGGACCCUACAUUCAGCAACCAGCCCGUACCUCCCGACGCCGUGCGCAUGGUGGGCAUCCGAAAGACAGCCGGAGAACAUCUGGGUGUAACGUUCCGCGUGGAGGGCGGCGAGCUGGUGAUCGCACGCAUUCUGCAUGGGGGCAUGGUGGCUCAGCAAGGCCUGCUGCAUGUGGGUGACAUCAUCAAGGAGGUGAACGGGCAGCCAGUGGGCAGUGACCCCCGUGCACUGCAGGAGCUCCUGCGCAAUGCCAGUGGCAGCGUCAUCCUCAAGAUCCUGCCCAGCUACCAGGAGCCCCAUCUGCCCCGCCAGGUAUUUGUGAAAUGUCACUUUGACUAUGACCCGGCCCGAGACAGCCUCAUCCCCUGCAAGGAAGCAGGCCUGCGCUUCAACGCUGGGGACUUGCUCCAGAUCGUAAACCAGGACGAUGCCAACUGGUGGCAGGCAUGCCAUGUUGAAGGGGGCAGUGCUGGGCUCAUCCCCAGCCAGCUGCUGGAGGAGAAGCGGAAAGCAUUUGUCAAGAGGGACCUGGAGCUGACACCAAACUCAGGGACCCUAUGCGGCAGCCUUUCAGGAAAGAAAAAGAAGCGAAUGAUGUAUUUGACCACCAAGAAUGCAGAGUUUGACCGUCAUGAGCUGCUCAUUUAUGAGGAGGUGGCCCGCAUGCCCCCGUUCCGCCGGAAAACCCUGGUGCUGAUUGGGGCUCAGGGCGUGGGACGGCGCAGCCUGAAGAACAAGCUCAUCAUGUGGGAUCCAGAUCGCUAUGGCACCACGGUGCCCUACACCUCCCGGCGGCCCAAAGACUCAGAGCGGGAAGGUCAGGGUUACAGCUUUGUGUCCCGUGGGGAGAUGGAGGCUGACAUCCGUGCUGGGCGCUACCUGGAACAUGGCGAAUACGAGGGCAACCUGUAUGGCACACGUAUUGACUCCAUCCGGGGCGUGGUCGCUGCUGGGAAGGUGUGCGUGCUGGAUGUCAACCCUCAGGCGGUGAAGGUGCUACGAACGGCCGAGUUUGUCCCUUACGUGGUGUUCAUCGAGGCCCCAGACUUCGAGACCCUGCGGGCCAUGAACAGGGCCGCGCUGGAGAGUGGAGUGUCCACCAAGCAGCUCACGGAGGCGGACCUGAGACGGACAGUGGAGGAGAGCAGCCGCAUCCAGAGGGGCUACGGGCACUACUUUGACCUCUGCCUGGUCAAUAGCAACCUGGAGAGGACCUUCCGCGAGCUCCAGGCGGCCAUGGAGAAGCUACGGACAGAGCCCCAGUGGGUGCCUGUCAGCUGGGUGUACUGAGCCUGUUCACCUGGUCCUCAGCCCACUCUGUGUUGAAACCCAGAACCUGAAUCCAUCCCAUUCCUGACCUGUGACCCCCUGCCACAAUCCUUAGCCCCUAUAUCUGGCUCUCCUUGGGUAAUGGCUCCCAGCAGGCCCUAAGUCUGGCUUCAGCGCAGAGGCGUGCACUGCCAGGGAGGUGGGCAUUCAUGGGGUACCCUGUGCCCAGGUGCUGCCCACUCCCAAUGCCCAUUGGCCACCAGAUAUCUCUGAGGGCCGAGCCAUGCCCAAGAAUGUGUCAGAGUCACCUCCAUAAUGGUCAGUACAGAGAAGAUAAAAGCUGCUUUGGGACCACAUGGUCAGUAGGUACACUGCCCCUUGCCACCCCUCCCCAGUCACACUCCUCUGGACUGGCCACACCCACCCCAUUCCUGGACUCCUUCCACCUCUUACCUCUGUGUCGCAGGAGCAGGCCUUGGGCUGUUUCCAUGUGGCCAGGGGAAUGCAUGUCCCACUGGCAGCCAGACAGGCCUGGGUGGUGGUGCCAGCCUGGUGCCAUCUUGAAGGCUGGAGGAGUCAGAGUGAGAGCCAGUGGCCACAGCUGCAGAGCACUGUAGCUCCCAGCUCCCUCAGAAAGGGGCAGGGUCACAGGGCAGAUGCUGCUCGGUCCCUCCCUCAUCCACAGCUUCUCACUGCCGAAGUUUUUCCAGAUUUUUCCAAUGUGUCCUGACAUGUCAGCCCUGCUCCCCACAGGGCCAAGCUGGCAGGGGUCAGUGGGCUCAGCCCAGGUAGGCGCGGGAUGGAGGGCUGAGCCCUGUGACAACCUGCUGCUACCAACUGAAGAGCCCCAAGCUCUCCAUGGCCCACAGCAGGCACAGGUCUGGGUUCUGUGUCCUUGACCUUGGUCCAUUUUGGUUUUUUCUCUAGCCAGGUCCAGGUAACCCACUUGCGUCAGGGCUGCCGGGUUGGAGGGGCUGAGGAGGAGUUCAGAGGGGACCUUGGGAGCCUGGGCUUGAAGGACAGUUGCCCACCAGGAGGUUCCUCACACACAACUCCAGGGGGCGCCAUUUACACUGUAGUCUGCACAGCCUGUGGUUCCAUGUGCAUGCUUGGCGCCUGUCUGUGCCUCUGGCACUGGGGUGUGUGUAUAUGUAUGUGCGUGUGUGUGUGUGUGUGUGUGUGUCAGGUUUAGUUUGGCGAGGAAGCAAAGGAUUGUUUUGUUUUGGAGGUCUCUCUUUGGGGCCCCUUUCUGGGGGUUCCCCAUCAGCCCUCAUUUCUUAUAAUACCCUGAUCCCAGACUCCGAAGCCCUGGUCCUUUCCUGAUGUUUUCUCCCUUGUCCUAUUGUCCCUCUACCCUAAAUGCCCUCCUGCCGUAACUUGGGGAGGGCAGUUUUGUAAAAUAGGAGACUCCCUUUAAGAAUGCUGUCCUAGAUGUAUUUGGGCAUCUCAUCCUUCAUUGUUCUCUGCAUUCCUUCCGGGGUGAGCCUGUCCUCAGAGGAGACAACCUGGGACACCCCAAGUCCAAACCCCUGUGCCUCCCAGUUCUUCCAAGUGUCUAACUAGUCUUCUCUGCAGCGUCAGCCAAAGCUGGCCCCUGAACCACUGUGUGCCCAUUUCCUAGGGAAGGGGAAGGAGAAUAAACAGAAUAUUUAUUACAAAUGUUAGAAUAUAUUUCUUAUACUAGGAAUCUCAUUUGCAUUUGCAUAGAGUAUACACAUGGGGUGGAAAGGCCAGGCCUGCCCCAUCUCGUUGGUGUGCCUCUGCAUAUACUACGCACUCAUCUUCCUGCUCCUCUUUUCCCUUGAUCAGUGUCCUUUCAUCCUAGUUCAGCUGUCCCUUGCAUCACCCUCAGCCUAAGAGAGUGGGAAGGAAAUGGGGUGUUUUCCUGCUGACUUGAGGCUAUGGGGUCACUUGCCACUUCCUACCUUCCCUGGGGGACUUGAGGGUAGAGGCGACUUGAGGGUAGAGGCAGGGGAAGAUUUGUUGUUGCAGCUGCCUCUGCCCCCUUGGUCCAAAUGACCAUCAUCUCUGAUGGAGAUGGGUUGGGUACCUGGCCCUCAUGGCACCCUCACUGCUAGUGAUGCCAAGGGGCAGGCCUGGAGCCCUUCCCUCCUGUCUCUUCUCAGUCCUUCCUCUCUGAACAGCCUCCUACCUCCCCUGCCUGAGCCCCACUCCACAGCCCUCCCAGGUACCUAUCAAGUGGGAGCAGAGGCUGUCAGUCCUUGGCUCACCUGGGACAGGGCUGGGGCUGGGUUGGAACAGGUGUGUGUGCCCACCACAUUAGCUCUGUGACUCUUCUCCCUCCCUGCCAUUGUGGACUCUUAUAUUUGAGGGACCUCAGGAGAGUGAGGACCCUACCAUCCACUGUCCAUGUUCAGUCCCAGCCCCAGUGCCCUUCCUCUGUCCCCUCCCUCAGCCAUCCAAUUCUUGAGUUUUCUCACUGACUGGUUUUUUCUUUUCCUUGGAUUAAAUGUGAAAGCAAAG
Molecule: messenger RNA, 4603 nt
Organism: Macaca mulatta (Rhesus monkey)
Lineage: Eukaryota; Metazoa; Chordata; Mammalia; Primates; Cercopithecidae
Gene: MPP2
Product: MAGUK p55 scaffold protein 2
Molecular function (GO): protein binding
Source: RefSeq, a predicted model, not a curated record